Messenger RNA from Macrosiphum euphorbiae (potato aphid), 546 nucleotides. Lineage: Eukaryota; Metazoa; Arthropoda; Insecta; Hemiptera; Aphididae. The record is from the annotation of a GenBank genome assembly.
AUGACGUUCAACGGGCCGGUGACAAUCAUGCCCAUGCGCCACAGCACUGGUCCGGCUUUGGCAGACCCGCCACCGCGCCAUCCGCCGGCCAAGACCCCCACCACCGCGCGCCAUCCGCCGGCCAAGACCGCCACCGCCGCGCGCCGUCCGCCGCCGCGGAAGGCGAUCGCCAAACGACGAUGUUACAGGUGCCGACAUGUUGGCCAUACCGUGCAGCAAUGCCCCGAGCUCCAACAUCCGGUCUCCUCCAACAGCGACAUUGUGGUUUUCGCCACCCAUCUGAAACAGACCCACCAUCCAUACGACCGACGCAGUUCAGUUCCUAACACUGCAGUCGAAAGCUCACGUCACCGCGUCAGUCGAUCUUCGGAGGACCAUCGGGUCGUUUCAGAGGAGUUUCGGGAUGGUUCGAGUCGUUCGAGAACCCUGCACCAGUCACUGACCGUUCUGAGUCCUCUCGAUGAGGCUCCGGGAGGUCGGAGUCGUUUCACAGCCACUGCCGCUGCAUCCACGGAAAGUCGAAGACGACACAACGAUAAACGAUGA